GUUCCGUGAGGACCAAUGAAAGACAGAUCGCAACACUAUGUCUGAGCUUCGCUGCUAGACGCGAAUUGAUACCCGAAUGCUCCGUUUGACAUUCAACAAAGAAAUCAUUGCAGAUACCCAACAUCGCCUGCAGUUUUGUACUUUUUCACAUUUCAUAUUUCUGAUGAUAUUGCAUAGUUUGGGGUCUGGUGCAUGGGAAUUGGGUGAGGGAGCAUUUGCAUCAUUAAAAGUUUGCUAUAUCAUUUCUUAUUCGAUGGGUGUUAUUAUUUAUCUCAACUUUAUAUGGCAGCAUUUUAUCACCAAUUGACAUGGCCUAUCAUGGCAAUUAUGAGUGACUUCUAUUCUACUUCGUGAAAGGAUCAUAGUUUGUGAGAGGGAACAAUUUACGACAUCAAUCGAUUUAAAUUUAUCUCCCAUCUAGAAAAAUAUGCCCAUUGCCAGUUGCC
Molecule: messenger RNA, 446 nt
Organism: Hypoxylon trugodes
Lineage: Eukaryota; Fungi; Ascomycota; Sordariomycetes; Xylariales; Hypoxylaceae
Exons: 2
Coding region: 77-307 (76 amino acids)
Source: RefSeq, a predicted model, not a curated record